Messenger RNA from Suillus paluster, 3211 nucleotides. RefSeq lists its product as uncharacterized. The record is from RefSeq and is a predicted model, not a curated record. NCBI's taxonomy places the organism in Eukaryota, Fungi, Basidiomycota, Agaricomycetes, Boletales, Suillaceae. The transcript is spliced from 7 exons. Bases 133 to 3171 code for a protein of 1012 amino acids.
GCCGAGCGGGACGCGUCCCGUGAUUGGCAAUGUUAUAUUUUCUGGUUGUAAUUUUAUUCCUUCUGCACUCGUUUGACCCGUUCCCAAGUUCCAACACGUCUUUUGUCAAUCCCGCCAUCAUCUUUGGUGAUUAUGGCCGACAUAGAGACCAAUCCCCAAAUUACCGACCUUGAAACUGACCUUGUUUUUGUCGCCGAAGAUAGCGUGUCUCCUGAAGCUCAUGGUGAACAUGAGGCAUUUGACAUGGUAGACCCAGAACCAGUCGCACAGGAUGAAUCAAAUGAAAUUGGCACGCCUGCGGAUGGCGCAGUGGAUGAUGAUGUGAUUGACCCAGCAGUCACGCAGGAAGCCAUGCAGCCCGGUGACAUGCUUAAGGAUGCUGCACCUGCCACAAAGCCGGAGGUGACUAAGAAGCUUGCUGCUUCAAAGGCCGCUGUGAAAGCAGGCAAGGACAAAAUAGUCAUAUCCGCUAAAGGUGCUCCGACAAGAUCUGCACCGCCCACACCAACCGUGAAGAAGGUAUUGAAUUCUGGCACAUUUGGAUCUGGCGCCACGAAACCGGCCACCGGGAGCAAGCCUCCUUCUGCAAUUCCUUCGACUCUCUCGAAAACCACCACUUCUGCUCCCUCAACUUUGAGGAAAUCUAUCAGCACUUCCUCUGCCAAUCCGCCAGCGAAGACAGCGUCGAAAAUGGCGUCUUCCAGAAGCCCCCCUUCCGGUCCUCCACAACCAUCUCGGCGAACAUCCAUGCUCCCCCCAAGAGCGCCAUCUGCUACCGGCACCCCUCCGACACCAAAGUCGCGGGGCACUUUAUUGUCGUCUCUGACAUCUUCUAUGUCUUCCAGGCCUGCUCCAGCUGAGGCCAGCACACCUUCACGCGCUUCUGUUGUUUCUCCUUCUGGCUCUGUUGCAUCGCUGAGGUCCAACGCUGCUGCUCCUGCCGCCUCUCGUCCUCGUGCUUCAAUAUCAGAGGUUGUGAGGAGAACGCCCUCUGUUUCAUCCAUGAAGGGAAACUCGACCGCACCCCCUCUGCGGCAGCCUACUUCAAUUUCAUCCAUUCGCGAAGUUAGAGAUGACGGAAGACCUCUAGAGGAGAUGCAACAGAAACUCAAAGAGGCUGUGGAUGCGCUCUCAUUGAAAGCAGAUGCAGUCGCUGCGCUUGAAGAGCAGCUCGCUGUCCUUACAGCAAACCUAGAAACCGCUCGUGCAGAUGCUGAAGCAAGUCAAUUUUCACUUGUGCAGCUGCAACAAGAAAAGGCUGCUGCUCAGUCGGACCUUCAAGCGCUCAGCGCCACCUUGCAACAAAAUCGCAAUGAACAUUCACGCGUCCUUGUUCUCCUCGAUUCUACGAAGCAAGAGCUUGAUGCGGCAAAUUUGGCGUCAACGGACCAAACUGAUAUCGUUGACAGCCUCCAAAGCCAAGUAGAGUCCCUCACGGCUGAAGUUGCAGCGGCUCGCGAGAACCUUGAGACCCUUCGCAGCUCCAGCGAGCAGUCUUCUUCCGAAGCAGCAACGGCUGCUCAAAUUGAGCGCGAGGCUCUUCUUAGGGCAAGGACCGAAUACGAAAACAUCAGCGCGGAAGCCGAAGUGUUGAGGGCCUCUCACGCUUCAACGCUUCAAGAUUUCCGCGCCAGGUUAAGUGAAGCUCAGCAGCGAGCUGCAGAUGCAGAUGCUUUCGAAGCCCAGGUCCGGCAACUCAAGGCAGAGCGCGAGGAAAACGCGAACAAGCUCUCAGAGCUGGAGGUCGAGAUUUUGGAGUUGAGGGAGAGUCAAGAGCAAGCAGAGGACGACCAUGCCAAGGUCCUUGACCGCCUCAAAAGGCUGGAGGAAGAACUGGCCCAUGCCGCCGCUACUACUCAAAGCGUUGUUGACGCAUCGAAAACCAGAGAAGAACAACACGCCAACCAGAUGGCUGAGGUCGAGGAAGCUCACAAUGGCGAGCUGCGGGCCGCCAACGACGAGCUCUCCAACGUUGUUGCCGACCUCGAAGCUUUGCGGGAAGAGCUCGCUGCUGCUCAUGCUGCCCAUGAGCAGACAAAGCUUGAAGCUCAUAAUACCGUUGAGGAGCACGAGCGUCAGCUUGAUGAGACGGAGGGUGAAUUUUUGUCGAAGCAUCUUGAGCUUUCGGAGGAGAUCAAGAGAAUCACCAUCGAGUUGGAGAGUCAAGAAGCACAUUACAAUGCCAAAGUUGACGCUGUGAAGGCCGAACACGACUUGCUCCUGCAGGAGGCGUUUGAGCGUGCUAAGAAUGAAGCUGGAGAUGCACAUGGUGAAGACCUUCAGGCGCUCCGUGCUGAAUCACAAGCAACAAUCGAACAACUUCGUACUGCCCACCAGUCGACGGUGGACGGACUACGAGCAGACCAUGAAGACUCUCUUGCGUCGCAGAUCGGCGAACUCGAGAAGAAAUUGAGCAAUCAGAGCCUAGAACUACGUGCUACUCAAGACGACCUUGCUAAAGCCAAGGCAGCGCUAGACUCCUCACGAUCUGACGUGGAAAGCCUCAAGGCGCAGCUUGAGGAUGCCCGGGCGGCAUUCGCGGCUGCCUCUGCCUCUGCUGACCAGGCGUCCGAGAUCGAUCGCCUGACGAGGGAACUUGCCACCUUCCGUGAUGACAAUGUCAUGCUCAAUGAUGUUCUUGCCGUCACGAAGGAAUCGCUUUCGGAAAUGUCUUCUAAUCACACGAAGGAGCUCGAGGAAGCGGCUCGUGGACGUGUUGAAGACGUCAUGAAGCUCCGUGCUGCUCAUGAAGAGGAGAUUAGCAGCCUUGCAGCGCAGAAGUCGGAGCUGUCACUCAAACUUUCCGACCUGGAGGGUGAGAUUGCUACGCUCAAGGCACAGGUUGCUGCUGAGGCUGCAGCUACGCCGAAGAGCAAUGGGGCUGUGCCCCCAUCUUCGACUAUGGUCACCAGGGAGGAGCUCCAGAAAGCACACGAGGCGCACAAUAUGAGGAUGCACGACUUGGUGGCCGAGCAUGAGCGUACCGUCAGGGAUCUCAGGAAUGAGAUUGAUGGACUCCAGAACAAAAUGGACGAGGUCCAUCAGGACAUCGCGCGCAAAUCGAUGGAGAUCCAGUAUCUCGAGCAAGAACAAGAAGAGAGUCAAGACUCCAUUACUCGUUGUUCUGAUAUUCUCGGUGAUGAUAACGAUCUGCCUUUACUUUUACUGUAAUUUAUUAGCUUCGUACCUUCCUUACUUGUCUGUUCUGCGG